CUUUCCUGACGCAAGUGCCCGGCAAGGCUGCUGCACGCCUUUAUUUUGUGGCCGCUGUACAGCAAAACUGGAUUUUAUAACGACUCAAAGUGGACAGACACACAACGGGAUAACUUUUACAAGGACGUAGAUUGACAGCUUUCUUCAGCAAUGUCUCGUUUCUUUGCCACCGGGUCUGACAGUGAGUCAGAGGAGUCCUCAUCUGGAAGUGAGAUCACCCCCAAAGCACCCGGGACAACUUUCAAGCAGUCCUUGCUUCUUAGUGAUGAUGAGGAAGACACUAAGAGAGUGGUGCGCAGCGCCAAAGACAAAAGAUUUGAGGAGUUGACCAACCUCAUCAAGACUAUCCGCAAUGCUAUGAAGAUUCGUGACAUGGCCAAAUGUCUGGAAGAGUUUGAGCAGUUAUGUCGAGCCUUCCUCAAAAGCAAAAAUAUAGUGGACAAAGAGGGUGUUCCUGCUUUUUAUAUCCGCCUUCUGGCCGACCUGGAGGACUAUCUGAACCAGCUGUGGGAGGACAAAGAGGGCAAGAAGAAGAUGAACAAAAACAACGCAAAAGCCCUUAGUACACUGCGUCAGAAGAUCCGCAAGUACAACAGAGAUUAUGAGACAGAAAUCGCUGCGUACAAGGAGAACCCACAGGAGUCUGCAGAUGAAGAGGAGGAGAAGGAGCCAGAGGAUUCUGGCUCCUCUUCUGACAGUGAUGCCGAGGGAGGUGAUGAUGGUGUAUCAGCCAAGUCCUUCUUGAAGAAAAAGCCUGAAGCUGCUCCAGAGGCCAGCAAGUUCCUCAAGUCUGCCAAGGGAUCUGGGGAUGAGUCCUCUUCUAGUGAUGAGGAUGAUGAUGAUGAAGACUGGGGCUCAGACACAAUAGACAGUGGCAGCGAGAGCUCAGAUGAAGGGGAGGGAAAGAGCGCUUCCCUGGCUGUGGUCUUCCUCAAGAAGACCCAGGAAACUGAGAAGUCCAGCGAAAAGAAGAUUCAGAAGAAGAAGAAGCCCAAGAAGAAAGAGCGGCUAGAGGAGGAGGCUGAGGAGGAGGGAGGAGAGGAGGUUGAGGGAGGCUGGGAGAAGGUGAAGGGAGGCGUCCCCCUGGUCAAGGAAAAGCCUAAGAUGUUUGCCAAAGGCACAGAGAUCAACACAGCAGUGGUGGUGAAGAAGCUGAAUGAGAUCCUGCAAGCCAGAGGCAAAAAGGGCACAGACAGGGCUGCCCAGAUUGAACUGCUCCAUGCUCUGGCAGCCAUCGCUGCUGAGAAUAACUUGGGCCAAGGUAUCCUGGUCAAGAUUAAGUUCAACAUCAUUGCUUCCCUGUAUGACUACAACCCCAACUUGGCAGCUUUCAUGAAGGCCGAUAUGUGGAAGAAGUGCCUGGAUUGUAUAGAUGAGCUGCUGGACAUCCUCUUUGAGCACAACAACAUCUUCAUCGGGGAGAACAUUGCAGAGGACAGUGAGAAUCUGGCCGUCUCCGAACAGCCAUUCAGGGUGCGUGGCUGCGUCUUAACGCUGGUGGAGAGGAUGGAUGAAGAGUUUACCAAGAUCAUGCAGAACACUGAUCCCCACUCACAAGAAUAUGUUGACAAUCUGAAGGAUGAGGGACGGGUUUGUGGCAUCAUUGACCGGCUGCUGGACUACUUGGAGAACAAGGGCAGCACAGAGGAGAUUUGCCGCAUCUAUCUGCGCAGGAUCAUGCACACCUACUACAAGUUUGACUACAAGGCCCACCGGCGCAGCCUGGGCAUCCAGGGAGAGACCAAGUCCGAGCAGGACCAGGAGGAGAGCGAGGGGGAGGACAGCGCUGUGAUCAUGGACCGUCUCUGCAAGUUCAUCUACGCCAAGGAUCGCACCGACCGUAUCCGUACCUGUGCUAUCCUCUGCCACAUUUACCACCACGCUCUGCAUUCACGCUGGUACCAGGCCCGCGACCUGAUGCUGAUGAGCCACCUGCAGGACAACAUCCAGCACGCUGACCCACCUGUACAGAUCCUUUACAACAGAACCAUGGUCCAACUGGGCAUCUGCGCUUUUAGGCAGGGCAUGAUUAAAGAUGCCCACAAUGCCCUGCUGGAUAUCCAGUCCUCUGGCCGCGCCAAGGAGCUGCUGGGUCAGGGUCUGCUCAUGAGGAACAUGCAGGAGAGGAACGCCGAGCAGGAGAAAAUUGAAAAGAGAAGACAAGUGCCAUUCCAUAUGCACAUCAACCUGGAGCUGCUGGAGUGUGUGUACCUGGUGUCAGCCAUGCUGCUGGAAAUCCCCUACAUGGCCGCCCAUGAGUUUGAUGCCCGCCGCAGGAUGAUCAGCAAGCAGUUCCAUCACCAGCUGAGGGUGGGAGAGAGACAGCCACUGCUGGGACCCCCAGAGAGCAUGAGGGAGCACGUGGUGGCCGCCAGCAAGGCCAUGAAGAUGGGAGACUGGCGUACCUGCCACUCAUUCAUCAUCAAUGAGAAGAUGAACAGUAAGGUGUGGGACCUGUUUCCUGAGACUCAGCGAGUACGCGAGAUGCUUGUCAGGAAGAUCCAAGAGGAGUCUCUGAGGACUUAUCUGUUCACGUACAGCAGCGUGUACGACUCCAUCAGCAUGGAGACACUAUCUGAGAUGUUUGAGUUGGAGAUACCCACAGUUCACAGCAUCAUCAGCAAGAUGAUCAUCAACGAGGAGCUGAUGGCAUCACUUGACCAGCCCACACAGACUGUUGUGAUGCACCGCACAGAGCCCACCUCCCUGCAGAACAUGGCUCUGCAGCUCGCUGAGAAACUGGGCGGCUUGGUGGAGAACAACGAGCGCGUCUUCGACCUCAAACAGGGUGUCUACGGAGGCUACUUCAACAGAGAUCAAAAAGGUGGCUACCAACAGAAACAGUCCUACCAGAGAGAUCAGAAAGGUGGAUAUCAGCAGAAACAGGGGGGCUACCAGCGAGGCGGCUACAGAAAUCAAAACCAAAGCAACUACUGAGCUUGGACCGUGUGGAUUUCAGUCUUGCCACCUGAAUUAGUCUUCAUUCCAUAACAACCACCACCUGGGUUUCUGUGCUUGGCACUUGGCCGUGUGCUGUUCUCUCUCAUUUGACUCAAAACUGAUCCUGAAAUAGCUGAAAGUCAUUGCAGCACAAGCCUUUCUCACUGUAACUGCAUGGGGUGAUAUUCCAGUACAUGAAGAGUUUUAAGGUUAUUGAUGAUAGAACAUUGUACAAAAAGGGCAUUGCAGUGUGGCUAGCUUGUGGCAGUGCAGUCAGACGAUAGACGCUUCAAGUAUUGUUGACUUAUACUUAACAAAUAAACAAUAAUAAACAGUGAA
Messenger RNA from Seriola dumerili (greater amberjack), 3279 nucleotides. It is a transcript of the gene eif3c, whose product is annotated as eukaryotic translation initiation factor 3 subunit C. The record is from RefSeq and is a predicted model, not a curated record. The coding region runs from base 151 to 2937 and encodes 928 amino acids. Gene Ontology annotation, cellular component: eukaryotic translation initiation factor 3 complex. Lineage: Eukaryota; Metazoa; Chordata; Actinopteri; Carangiformes; Carangidae. The transcript has 23 exons. Gene Ontology annotation, molecular function: translation initiation factor activity; RNA binding; translation initiation factor binding. Gene Ontology annotation, biological process: translational initiation.